AUGAGCGCAUCUUGUGGUCUUUUCGGCAGAAAAAGUACAAUACACCGUAAAUUAGUGGUAUUAGGUGAUGGUGCGUGCGGAAAGACCUCUUUAUUGAACGUCUUUACGAAAGGAUACUUUCCACAGGUAUAUGAACCAACGGUGUUUGAGAACCAUGUACAUGACAUAUGGGUCGACAAUCAACAAAUCGAAUUGUUGUUAUGGGAUACUGCCGGUCAAGAAGAAUUUGAUAGACUUCGUGCACUAUCCUACGCAGAUACACACGUGAUCUUGCUAUGUUAUUCGGUAGACAAUCGUAGUUCACUGGAGAAUGUAUUGACGAAAUGGAUGGUAGAAAUACUGGAGCAUUGUCCUGGUGUUAAGGUUGUUUUGGUUGCAUUAAAAUGUGAUCUGAGAGAUGAUGAUAACACUAAACGACACUUGUCAAGAUUUGGACAGCAACCUAUUUCAUUUGAAGAGGGUUUAGCUGUUGCGCGAGAUAUUAAAGCGACACGAUACUUGGAAUGUUCAGCAAAACAUAAUCGAGGCGUAAAAGAAGCAUUUGAACAAGCAGCACGCGUAAGCAUAUCUGCUAGACCGAAAGGCAAUAAUAAAGCUAAAUGCCUUAUAAUGUAA
Molecule: messenger RNA, 615 nt
Organism: Ambispora gerdemannii
Lineage: Eukaryota; Fungi; Glomeromycota; Glomeromycetes; Archaeosporales; Ambisporaceae
Source: the annotation of a GenBank genome assembly